Messenger RNA from Arabidopsis arenosa, 718 nucleotides. The record is from the annotation of a GenBank genome assembly. NCBI's taxonomy places the organism in Eukaryota, Viridiplantae, Streptophyta, Magnoliopsida, Brassicales, Brassicaceae.
AAGAAGAGCACUGAGAAAGUCGGGAAAUUCAUAUAGACCAAACGAAUCUCCAACAAAACCAUCUUCCUUUCUGUGGUUCCUAACAUAAUCACAACCCGAGGACGGUGAUGCAUUCGACGGUGCAGCAUGGUGGGAACAAGAGUGGCAAGUCCAAUGUAUGGGCUAACACUAAUUUGGCAAAGACAGUGGCAGCUUUAGAUGAGUUCAAAUUUGGAUUCCCAUCAGGCGGGUUAACAACUGUGUCAAACAAAUGGUGGGGAAGGCCAGAGAAAGGUGGACGCCAAGAUGUUGGAGGAGAGAAUACUGAAGAUGGAGAUGGAGAUGUCAAGGACGAAGCAGCUUCUCAUACGCAAAAUUCUUUGGUAGCUAUUAGGAAAAGAAUAGCGGAAGAAGGAAGAGAAGCUGUUGAACUUGGUCUGCAUAGAGGAUUUUGUUCAAAAAGACCAGACAAGAGAGAUCAAGUUUUAAUGUUUCAGAUCUUCAACUCCGCACUGCCAAAGGAUUGGGUUACUGAUUCUUCUUAAAUUCGUAUUCUAGGUUUAGAACAGAGUUCCCUCUUAACAAUUAUGCUCUCUUAUAUGUAAUCCGCAAGUUCUUUAACUCCUGCAAACUAUAUGUAUUAUGUUUGUAAUCGAAAGGGUGAAUAACUUUCUGUAGCAUUGGAGAAGCAUUCACUUCUCACAAAAACACCAAAAACCAAUGAAGUAUGCUUAGAUCA